CCCAACAGCCCUCGGGGAGCACAACGGCAGCGCCUGCCGUAACGCCGCCCUCGUAGGCUGGCUCGGCCUUUGUGGAAAACGGGCACAGCCCGGCGGUUUCGCUCAUCUAGCGUUUUCCGGCCGCUGGGAUCAAAGCCGUGCCGUGCCGAGGUGGCGGAGCAUCACCAGGUGGCCGAAGGAAUUGAUCAGGACGGUGUUUGACCCUGAUUCCGGGGAUCGCUGGUGCAUCAGGCGGAGCAUCUCUGUCCCAGCACAGGAGGGAGCCAUGGUGUGCAUUCCCUGCAUUGUGAUUCCCAUUCUGCUCUGGGUCUACAAGAAGUUCUUGGAGCCCUACCUCUACCCCGUGAUCGCGCCCUUCAUCAAGCGCCUCUGGCCCAAAAAGGCUGUGCAGGACUCACCAGACGCCAAGCAGGGCUCAGAAGACAGCGCUGGGAAUGCUCAGGGACCUGAAGCCGCCAAAAGAGACCAGGAGGAUGGAUCUGGAAACCACAAAUCUGAAAGCAAUGGCAUUGCAAAUGGAAGUGCUUCAAAGAGAUCCACAGCUGUUUAUGACAAGAAAACAGCUUAAAGGAGUUAAUUCCUACAGAUUUUAUUCCCUCAUGUCCAGUAUGAACUGCUGAUAUUCCUCUCACUUUGAGACAUUUUUCUUUGCACAUUUUAGCUGAAUAAAAAACUUUAUUGCUUGCAGGAGAGAGUUUCUUUUGCCACUAAAAUGGCUGGCUCAUUUGUUUAUUUAAAAUAUUCUCGCUGAAACUACUUUUCAUCUACCAUCUGUUUGGUGUGAUUAGAGUUUAGGUUAAAUAACAUAAAAAUAAAUCUAUUUAUGGAAGGUAAAUGUAUUUUAGCAUCUUGAUGUCACUAAGUGCUGGUGCAAUAAUUGAGGCUUUCUCGUAAAGGCUUUAUCUGUUCUUGGUGAAGAACUGUGGACUGCGUUGUGACAACAAAAGCUCAUGAUUUUUCUAUGAAGAAUUUAGAUUUUCAUGUCAAAUCUAUAGAUGAGCUAAAGGAGUAAUGCUACUUACAGAAUUUACUUAGAUUACUAAAAGCAGAAAGUCUUGAUGUGAUACUUCCCUUGAUUAUUUUCCUUGAAAUAUUAUGCCUUUUUUCCUGAAGAAGAGUAGCAGAGGCAUGAUGCGAGAGGAUGUUGCUUUAUGUUCUGUUGUAGUAAUUUAAAAUGGUGCAGUUCUGGCUUUAAAAACAAAAACAAAAAAAACCCCAAUGUCCAAAUAAAACUUCUUUACCAUGCUUGUGGAAUUUUGGUUAUAAUAAACCCAGAUUUUACUUAAAAG
Catharus ustulatus (Swainson's thrush) is the source of this 1289-nucleotide messenger RNA. RefSeq names its product chromosome Z C18orf32 homolog (gene CZH18orf32). Lineage: Eukaryota; Metazoa; Chordata; Aves; Passeriformes; Turdidae. The transcript has 4 exons. The record is from RefSeq and is a predicted model, not a curated record. Bases 266 to 568 code for a protein of 100 amino acids. Gene Ontology annotation, biological process: positive regulation of canonical NF-kappaB signal transduction.